UACAGUCUUGUUUAGGGAAGGAAUAUGACAAGUGUAGUCUCAUAUGAUUUUGUUACAUAUUCAGGGUAAUGUGAAAGUUUUUUGUUUCUAAAAUCGGUUCCUAGAAAUGGCCUUACUAUUCCCAUUAACAACGAUAACAUAACAAACAAAACAAACCGAUAUCGCCGUCUGUCUUUAAAAUUUAAGCUGAACUAAUCAAAAUUUCAGUACCAUAUACAUUUUUUCCUCCCAAUAUGGCCGGCAGCAUUAAAUAUAAACAUAGAUAGCCAUCUAUCCGUUUAAUGUGUAAAUUACAUGUAUACGUCAAUUCGACAUACGUCAGUUAAUCUGGUCUGACAUAUUUGUCAAUAAAGACUUGACAGGUUAGGUGACAAAUGAUAAAAUACAAUGGUCAAUGGUAUGCCUAUACUGAUGAUACCAAACAUACAAUAGAAAAGGGAUUCAGUCUACUAAACACCGGACUAUGUUAGUAACCCAAGGAUUGCUACUCCUGGUUCUGUCAGUAUCUGAAAUUUAUUGCCAGUUUAGGCCUGGAUUGACAAAUCCUUUUGGAACAUGGGGUGCAGGCCAAAGCAAUCAAAACCUACAAGGGCAACGUGUAGCGAAUAUCAUCAAUGCUCAACCUCUAGGAUUAAACGAACAGCAAGGACAACAACUAUUUAAUCAAGUGGCCCAACAAGUAUUACAAACAAUGGGGUCAACGUCACAGCUACAGAACUUUAAUUCUCCAGACGGAUUCAACCAACGAUUUGGUUCCUUUUCUCCAGAUCAGCUAUUGCCAACAAAUCCUAUUGGAUCGGCCGACGGUACUGUCCCAGGCAUACCUAAUACAGCUUUACCAAAUAAUUUACUCCAAACAAACAAUUUUAAUAAUGCUCAAACUUCAUUAGGGCUACAACAAGGCAGAUUUCCAUUCACUGGAGUAAAUGGAAGGUCACAGUCAGUUCAAGGUUUUGGACCAGGUGGACCACAAACACCUUUCAGUCCAGAUACAAUACCUGGUGGACCAGAGUCACCAUUUAGGUCACGCUUUGGUGUUGGUCAGUCACGUCUAAGUCCAGGUCAUGGUGUUUUACCGUUUGAUGGAAACCUCUCACCACCAAGACCAGAUGUUGGACGUGGUGAUUUACCAUUUUUGGCUACCGGAAGUUCAUUCCAACCUGGACCAAUGAGAGAUAACUUUCCCGGUGUCAUACCAGUUGAUUUGUUAAAUGUACCUAACAGUGGAUUUGACCCUAUUGAAAGAGAACUGAAAAUAAAUACCAGGCUAAACGCAAGGUUACAGGAUAUGCAUAUAAAAUAUGAUAAAUUACCAAUGGCAGGAGUUGGGAGAAAUCCCUUACAAGACAUUAAAAGGGAAAAUCGAAGACUACGAAAAUUAAUUCGAGAGAAGAAACGUAAUUCAAACUCUAAGUACCAGGUUAAGAAGAAACAACGAAAGGAGAAAAAGAAAGGCCUUGUAAAAGGUUUACUGUUAGGUGCAUUAGGCGCCUUUAUGUUAGGAUAAAUGAAUGGGAAAAUAUAACAGACCAUUAUCAGUAUGUCGGUGUAAGAAGACGAAGAAAUGAGAUCAUGGAAAUAUUUGAGCAUUGGGGAUGAACUUAAGGAAGAUAACAAACAUCCAGAUGAAACUUAGCAAAAAUAAAAUUUGAAUUCGGA
Mytilus californianus (California mussel) is the source of this 1659-nucleotide messenger RNA. RefSeq lists its product as uncharacterized. Lineage: Eukaryota; Metazoa; Mollusca; Bivalvia; Mytilida; Mytilidae. The transcript has 3 exons. The record is from RefSeq and is a predicted model, not a curated record. The coding region runs from base 464 to 1507 and encodes 347 amino acids.